Equus caballus (horse) is the source of this 5008-nucleotide messenger RNA. RefSeq names its product jade family PHD finger 3 (gene JADE3). The record is from RefSeq and is a predicted model, not a curated record. Gene Ontology annotation, cellular component: histone acetyltransferase complex. Gene Ontology annotation, biological process: regulation of transcription by RNA polymerase II. NCBI's taxonomy places the organism in Eukaryota, Metazoa, Chordata, Mammalia, Perissodactyla, Equidae.
CGAGGGAGGGGAGAGAAGAAAGCGAGCGGUUAGGGGGCGGGUACCUCCCCUGCUGGACUCGCCCGGCACGUUGCCGGGCUCGAGCGUGGAGCCGGGAAGGCGCCGCGACGAGCCACGCGAAGAGCUUGUCCUGGGAUAACUGUGCUGCAUUUCCCAGAGCCUGUGAGCUCUAAACUGAGAGGUUCUGGUCCAAGGUUGAUGGAACCUGAGAAGUGGAAGGACCUUGGAGAUCACCAAAUCCAGUGUCAUCUUCCUCCCGCCUCCCAGUUUUCAUGCAUAAAUAGGUGUUUGUAAUGCUGUCAGCUGUCAAAGUAGGAGUGUGGGAUUCUGAAUUCAGAACCUGGGAAAAACAGAUGCUCCAGGAUGAAACGCCAUAGAACUCUCAGCAGCGGUGACAGUUCAGACGAGACUUUUGCAGGUCCUUCUACUUCCUUUGCUUCUGGGUCACUGUAUAGGAGGAGCAAGUCAAAAAUUCCAAAUGAACGCAAGAAGCCGGCUGAGGUAUUCCGGAAGGACCUCAUCAGUGCCAUGAAACUUCCAGAUUCUCACCACAUUAAUCCUGACAGCUAUUACCUCUUUGCGGAUACAUGGAAGGAAGAAUGGGAAAAGGGAGUCCAGGUACCAGCCAGUCCAGAGACUCUUCCACAGCCUUCCCUCAGGAUUAUCGCCGAGAAGAUAAAGGAGGUUCUGUUUAUUCGGCCCAGGAAGUACAUCCACUGCUCCAGCCCAGAGACCGCAGAGCCUGGCUACAUCAACAUCAUGGAGCUGGCAGCAUCUGUGUGUCGCUAUGACCUAGAUGACAUGGACAUCUUCUGGCUCCAGGAACUCAAUGAAGACCUCGCAGAAAUGGGUUGUGGGCCAGUUGAUGAGAAUCUUAUGGAAAAGACAGUAGAAGUCCUGGAACGCCAUUGCCAUGAACAUAUGAACCAUGCUAUUGAGACAGAGGAAGGGCUAGGCAUAGAGUAUGAUGAAGAUGUGAUCUGUGAUGUGUGCCGGUCUCCAGACAGUGAAGAAGGGAAUGAUAUGGUGUUCUGUGAUAAGUGUAACAUCUGUGUGCAUCAGGCCUGCUACGGCAUCCUUAAAGUCCCAGAAGGCAGCUGGCUGUGUCGCUCCUGUGUCCUGGGCAUUCAUCCACAGUGUCUGUUAUGUCCAAAAAAAGGUGGAGCCAUGAAGACCACCAGGACAGGGACUAAAUGGGCUCACGUCAGCUGUGCCCUGUGGAUUCCAGAGGUCAGCAUUGCUUGUCCUGAGAGGAUGGAACCAAUCACAAAGGUCUCCCACAUCCCGCCCAGUCGGUGGGCCUUAGUCUGCAGCCUGUGCAAGGUGAAGACAGGGGCUUGUAUUCAGUGCUCCGUGAAAAGCUGCAUCACUGCCUUCCACGUCACCUGUGCCUUUGAGCACAGCCUGGAGAUGAAGACUAUCCUAGAUGAGGGGGAUGAAGUGAAGUUCAAGUCCUACUGCCUCAAGCACAGCCAAAACAGGCAGAAACUCGGGGAGGCCGAGUACCCCCUGCACAGGGCUGCAGAGCAGAGCCAGACCAAAAGCGAGAAGACCAGCCUGCGGGCACAGAAGCUUCGGGAGCUGGAGGAGGAGUUCUAUUCCCUGGUCCGUGUGGAGGAUGUGGCCUCAGAGCUGGGGAUGCCCACUCUAGCUGUGGACUUUAUCUAUAACUACUGGAAACUGAAGCGGAAAAGUAACUUUAAUAAGCCACUAUUUCCUCCAAAGGAGGAUGAAGAAAAUGGCCUGGUGCAGCCAAAAGAGGAGAGUAUUCACACUCGCAUGAGAAUGUUUAUGCAUCUACGGCAAGACCUAGAGAGGGUCCGAAAUCUGUGCUACAUGAUAAGCAGGCGAGAGAAGCUGAAACAGUCACAGAACAAAAUACAGGAACAGAUCUUCAAUUUGCAAGUCCAGCUUGCUAACCAGGAAAUUGCUGCAGGACUUCCUUUGACAAGUGCACUAGAAAUCUCAUUGUUUUACCCACCACCAAGAAUUACCUUAAAGUUAAAAAUGCCCAGAUCAGCCCCGGAAGACUGCAGAAACAGCUCCACAGAGCCUGACCACGGACCUCUCUCUCCUGACAACAGCUCCCCUGUUCACAAUGUAAGGAGCACGCAGGUGCCACAGGAGUCACUAGAAAUGAGAAUGAAAGCGUACCCAAGGCAUCCACUAGAGAGCAAGAAUAACUGUCUGCUGGCCAGUCUCAGCCACUCUAGGAGUGAAGCAAAGGAUUCCAGUCCUGCUUGGAGAAUUCCAUCUCCGGAGUUCUAUCAUGGGCAGUCGCUGGGCAAGCCUCUGGUCCUUCAGGCUGCCCUGCAUGGACAGUCUUCCAUUGGGAAUGGGAAAAGUCAGCCUAACCCCAGGUUUGCCAAAUCCAAUGGCCUGGAGGGCAGCUGGUCUGGGGAUGUCACCCAAAAAGACAGCUCCAGUGAGAUGUUCUGUAACCAAGAGUCCAUGCUCAGCUCCCACUUGGCCAGUCAGGGCAGCUUUAGAAAAUCUACCAUGGAACACUUCAGCAGGUCCUUUAAAGAAGCCACCAAUAGGUGGGUGAGGACCACAGAGGACCUCCAAUGCUGCGUGAAGCCAACCAAGAAUAUGAACCCCAAGGAGCAGCUGUGGGGCAGGCAGCUUGUCAGGCGGUCUGCAGGGAGAGCUCCUUAUCAGGAAAAUGAUGGGUAUUGCCCAGAUUUAGAGCUGAGUGAUUCAGAAGCAGAAAGUGAUGGGAAUAAAGAGAAAGUCAGGGUGAGGAGAGAGAGCUCAGACAGGGAAAAUCCUCCCCAUGACUCUCGACGGGAUUGCCACAGCAAAGGCAAGACCUAUCCCCUUUCCCACAGUUCAAUGCAAAGGUGAUUAGAAACUGCCAAGAAUAACUCAGUCUUUGCCUUUGCCUCAUAUAUUGGGGGAAACCCAAACACCAAAAGGAUUCUAGCGUAUGUUAGGAGGAAUUGUAGUGAAAAGGAUAACGUUUUUCCACAGUCAAUUGGCUUGCAGUUUUUGAAACAAUUUCAAGUCUAGUUUUCACAAGCACAUUAUAGGAAUUGCAGCUUGUCCAAAAGUGUGUCUGCCAGAGGCUAUUGAGAAUGGCUGGACCCAGAUUAAUUUGCUCAGUGAAUACUUUGGGGCAGCUUUCCAGUUAUAUUAACAUGUUGAUGCGCAUAUGUAUUAUGAGUCCUUGCAUUGUUGAUGAAUUUGCAAGAGACCAUGAUUAUCAGACACUAAAACUACUUAUCUUUUGAAGCUACAGCAUGUGACUCCCAGAGUUCCUGUCUGUAGGAAGUUUCUAACUCCACUGGUAUCUGAAAACCCUCUUCAGGGAGAGACCAGGGACCAACAUCUCAGAUACUGUCAAACUCACUACCCUCUUCCUUUGCUCUGCACAGGUUGAGUUCCUUUCACAGUAUCUUAACUUACCAAGUCAAUACUCCUAAUGCUUAUAAAUGUCCAGUGCCUGUUCCUAGACUUGCUUGUUGGGGACGCACUUGUAACUAUUUCACCCAGCUAACAAGCAUAAAAGGCUAACUUGUGGAUAGUGUUUACAAAAGUACAAAAGUACUACUUCCAAGGAAAAUGCUCUGAUUCUCUCAGUUUAGGCGUUUCUGAAGGAUCCCAGAGCCUUUCCCAAAGUGAGACCAUUUCUGGGGGAUUUAUACCAGGUCAGGGUUUUUGUGUUACUGUUUUCGAAUAAGUUUGACUUAAAUAAGUUUGGCUGACAGUUUUUGUAUACCUGCUUUAAAGUUUAUAAAAUUUUUAUUGAGGUAUAAUUAAAUAUAGUAAAAUGCACAGAGGUUAAGUAUUCUUACCUGCUUUAAUUUUGAAACAGAUUUUUAUUGUCAAACAAUUUGAAAGCAUGUGUUUAACACAUGAAUAUAAUUUAGCUUUGUACCAACUUUGAAUCCGAGGCAAGUUCCCAAACAAAAAGGCUGGAGCCAUUUUUCAGAAGUUGCUUUAUACCCUGUUCCCAAACCAUCAGCCUUGAUUAAUUUCUGGGAGGCAGGGAAUAAUUACACUUGCCGGGCGGGGGGGUGGGGGGGUGGAACAUGUCUGCUUCCCAUUUAAAGAUGGGGGGUGUUAGAGGUUUUCAAAUGUGAAGCUGACUCUAAUUCUCUGCUCUCUUUUCUUCUUAGCCUUAAAUUACUAUUCUCUUUCUUCUAGUUUUGGAAAGUGUAGUGGGAAUUUUCAGACGAAAGAGGCCAUUUUAGAUUUUGAGGUUGCUUCCUGGUGAAAGAGCCCAGCUGCAGUAUACGCAGUUGGUCAAGGUGGCCCCGUUCGUCUCUCCUCACGUUUGUUCUCGUCGCCUUGUCAAUGGGUUCCUUUGCUUUUGUUUUUGCCUCCUUUUCUGAAAACUUCUGUGUUUUGCCUCUCCUUUGGCUAUGCCUUCAAAAUGUUUCUUUUAUGCCUGUGUACAUGUGUGAACAUGCCCUAGCAUGUGUGGUGUCUUGUAUUUUGUUUGAAUGGAAAAAACUAGAAUUAUCCAAAUGAGGAAGAGAUUUCUCCUAUUUCUGCACUAGGUUUCUGUGCUUUUUCUUUGAGUUCUCCUGGGGUAGGUAUUAGCUUGACACCUUCAUGGCAACGAAAUCAGAAUGGAGCUGUGUCGUCAACUCCUUCUGUUACAGGCCGGUGCAGUCAGUCUGUGAGCCCAUGUCCUUUCAUGCCUUUCAAUUCUGAGCGAGUGGGAGUAAAAGCAAACAUUGAAAAAGUGCUUCAGCCAAAUUUCGUGUGUAAUGCCAUUGGGAGAGUAUUGACUAAAAGAAUUUCAGUCAGGGAAAUAUAGUUGUAAUAUUUUUACAGAAUUUUCCUAGGUAAAUGAAGGAGCCUUCAGUUGUAUGAAUUUCAAUUGCCCCAAAAUGUAUUUGCUACAUUUUGCUGUUGUUUGAAGUAUUACCUCUUAACCUUCUUUGUUAAUUUUUUUUCAUUUUGUCUUAUAUAGUCCAGUUUUCCAAGGUAAACUCAGUCUUUUUUCAAAUGUCACCUUUUUACCGAUACUUUUUCAUUAAAUUAUGAAAACUACUAA